Messenger RNA from Chlorella variabilis, 726 nucleotides. RefSeq lists its product as hypothetical. The annotation marks the transcript as partial. The record is from RefSeq and is a predicted model, not a curated record. Gene Ontology annotation, cellular component: peroxisomal membrane. The transcript is spliced from 5 exons. Lineage: Eukaryota; Viridiplantae; Chlorophyta; Trebouxiophyceae; Chlorellales; Chlorellaceae. Gene Ontology annotation, biological process: regulation of peroxisome size; peroxisome fission.
CUGCAGCUACUCAGCCAGUUCCUGGACAAAUCGGAUGGCAGGGACAAACUGCUGGCAGCCGUGCAGUAUGCUGCCAUGUUUGUGGCGGCGGGCCAGCCGGGCGACGUGAAGAAGAUCCAGGCUUCGGUGGCCACAGCCCGCAAGGUCUUCCGCAUCAUGCGGGCGCUGAACCCCAUCCUGCAGAGCCCGGGCCUGGGCAGCAAGCCGCUGUGGGUGGAGGCGCUGAUCAAGCUCAAGCCGCUGCUCAUGAGCAUCUACUUUGGGGCUGACCACGUGGUGUGGGCGCAGCAGGCGGGCCUGAUGAGCAACAAGUCGCUGACGGACCGCGCGCAGAAGACGAGCCUGUACGGCUGGUUUGGCGGCAGCCUGUGCACCAUCGUGCUGGAGCUGUAUGAGCUGGCAGGUGGGCGAGGGGGGCGGGUGUGGAGGCCAGGUGGCCGUGUAUGCAGUUGCUGUUGCACCGGGAUGUGUGGGUGCGGUCGUCCCUGGUGGUCCCGGGCCGUCAAGGCGGUGGUUUCCACGUCGGCCCCUGCGCUGUGCCCUGCCCCGCAGGCGGCGCUGGCCAUGGGCCUGCUGGAGCUGCGCCCGUGGAAGCCGCGCACGGUGGGCGCGCUGGGCGUGAUUGCCAGCAUCAUGAACUGCUACAUGCUGUACCCGUCGCUGCCGGCGCCGCUGUUCUCGGGCUGGGGCCGCAGGCGCGCCGCCGCGGCGCUCAAGACGGCGUGA